Suillus plorans is the source of this 675-nucleotide messenger RNA. RefSeq lists its product as uncharacterized. The transcript has a single exon. The coding region runs from base 92 to 628 and encodes 178 amino acids. The record is from RefSeq and is a predicted model, not a curated record. Gene Ontology annotation, molecular function: GTP binding. Lineage: Eukaryota; Fungi; Basidiomycota; Agaricomycetes; Boletales; Suillaceae. Gene Ontology annotation, cellular component: membrane.
GGCAGGAGGAGGGAAAUCAUCUCUCAUCAAUGCCUUCCGUGGUUUGCGUAAUAAGGACACCGGAUCUGCUGCUACUGGUGUCACCGAGACAAUGCUGGUCACGGCCAGAUACGCCAGCCCCCACAUGGAACAAGCAUAUGCCUGGUACGACAGCCCGGGCGCAGGCCCACUCAAAAUCCCAGACUGGCAGUAUUUCACUGCCCAAGAACUUUAUGUCUUUGAUGGCAUCAUCGUGCUAUUCGACAAUCACUUCACCAUGACCGACAUAGCCAUCCUCGCGAACUGUCGGCGUUUCGAGAUCCCCACGUAUAUCGUGCGCUCCAAGGCAGAUCAGCACAUCCGUAACAUCAUGAACGAUAUGGGGUACUACAGCGGCGAUGAUGAGAGUGAGGACCGGAAGAAGACGCUUUGCCAGGCUGCACGGGAGCAGUUCAUUCAACAGACGCGCCAGAGCGUGAAAGACAACCUGGAAAGUGCCAAUAUGCCUGAUCAAAGGGUUUACAUCGUCUCGAAUAAAACGAUGCUCGAUGUCGUGAAUGAAAAGCAGCCGGAGAACAUCAUCCACGAGAUUGAGCUGUUGAGCGACUUGGAAUGGUCAAGGACUGGCCCGGGUGAAGAAUAUGUUUAGUGUUGUUGGCAGAAUAAAAUAUUUCUGAUACAGCGAGGUCGCUCGUG